This is a messenger RNA of Chanos chanos (milkfish), 2120 nucleotides long. Its product is annotated as transcriptional repressor p66-alpha. Gene Ontology annotation, molecular function: sequence-specific DNA binding. The coding region runs from base 113 to 2092 and encodes 659 amino acids. Gene Ontology annotation, cellular component: NuRD complex. The transcript has 11 exons. Gene Ontology annotation, biological process: negative regulation of transcription by RNA polymerase II. The record is from RefSeq and is a predicted model, not a curated record. Lineage: Eukaryota; Metazoa; Chordata; Actinopteri; Gonorynchiformes; Chanidae.
AAGAGGGUAUCCCCGGGAUUUUUACGCCGAAUUAUCGGAGUUAAUUGUCGUCCAAAAUCACAAGGAACACCCCAAGAAGAGCGGAUCAGUGUCAUAUCGACCCACCGCAGCCAUGUCUGAGGAGCUGGGGCGCCAGACACGCAGUCAGAAGCGUGCUCUGGAGCGAGACUCCACGCCCGGAGACAUGGACAGUAAGAGGGUGAAGCUGGAGGGCGGAGGUCAGGCAGGGUCAGAAGAACGGCCGGCCAGGCUGCGCCCGGAGCCCACGGGUCGGGCCAGCAGCAUCCUCAACGCCGGCGAGGUGAAGGCGACCAUCAAGCUAGAGGUCCAGGCUGGAGAGGAACCAGUGGAUAUGAGUACCACCAAGAGUGAACUAAAGAAAGAGAAGCGACCCCCGUCGCCUGAUGAUGUCAUCGUUUUGUCGGAUAAUGAGCCUUCCAGUCCGCAGAUGAAUGGUCUUAACCAUUUCAAAGAGCUGGACACAGAUCUUCUCAUGAAGAGCAGUCCCGAGGAGCGGGAGCGCAUCAUAAAACAGCUCAAAGAGGAGCUGCGACUGGAGGAGGCCAAACUGGUCUUACUGAAGAAACUCCGACAGAGUCAAAUCCACAAAGAGACCAGCAUUCAGAAGCCCCUUGGCACAUCAGGUUCUGUGGCAACUCCUCCUCCUCUGGUAAGAGGCACUGUCUCAUCCAGCAAAGGAGCUCAGCCAGUGCUGUCCGGACGCAGCUCGGGCACCGUCAUCCCGCCACCUUUGGUCAGGGGAGGACAGCAGGUGUCUAAACACAGCUCCCAGAACUCUCAGAUCAUCAUGCCACCCCUGGUGAGAGGAGCACAGCCCAUCUCCGUGACCCCUCAGCAGAUCCAGAGUCUAAGACACCAGCAGCAGCAGCAUUCAGGCUCUGGGCCUCCUCCACUGCUCUUGGCUCCCAGGGCCUCAGUGCCCACUGUACAGGGACACAAAAUCAUCCAGCCUGGCCUCAUCAGGGUAGCCCCCACCACCAACCUGCUGGUCAGCAUUCCUCAGACUACUUCCACCAACCUGAAGUCAUCCUCCGUCACGUCACAGACAGGACUGUCAGGCGGAGUUUCAAAUGCUAACGAGUCUCCGGCUAGUCGCCAGGCCGCCGCCAAGUUGGCCCUUCGUAAACAGCUGGAGAAAACCCUGCUGGAGAUCCCGCCCCCCAAACCCCCCGCCCCAGAACUCAACUUCUUGCCCUCUGCUGCCAACAACGAGUUCAUCUACCUGGUGGGACUGGAGGAGGUGGUACAGAACCUUCUUGACACUCUGGGAAAAGGAAAACAGGGUCUGUCAGUGCCCGUGGUAACUCCAGCCCCUAAAGAUCCCUUCACCUGUGCCCAGUGUAAGACUGACUUUACCUGCCGAUGGAGGAAAGACAAGAGUGGCACCAUCAUGUGCGAGCACUGCAUGUCGUCCAAUCAGAAGAAGGCCCUUAAGGCGGAGCACACCAAUAGGCUGAAGGCUGCGUUCGUCAAAGCCCUGCAGCAGGAGCAGGAGAUCGAGCAGCGCAUCCUCCAGCAGGCCGCUUCGCCCGUCUCCCACUCCUCCUCCUCGUCCUCCUCUUCCUCCUCCACCGUUCACGGGCUGAAGGCGGAGCAGCAGGUCAUCGUGUCGCAGCAGCUGAAACAGGUGUGCACGUCCAACCUGCAGCAGCAGUCGCAGCACAGAGGCGGACAGUCAAUCAGCCGCCAUCCUUCCGCCAUCAAACAGAGCCCUGGUCAGUUGUCCAGGAGUGUGCAGUCUGUGGGGGGCAUCCACGGCGUUUCUCACUCCUUCUCUCCGUCCUCUCAGCUCCAGAACGCCGUGGCUGCGGCCGCGCUGGUCAGCAGGCCAGGUAAGCAUGCGUCAGUGCAUCAGGGCUCAAAGCCGGGCAGCAGCAGGAACUCUAACGCCACAGCCACCUCUGCCUGGAGGAAGCAGAACAGCGUGACAUCAGGUGUGACCAUGGCGUAUGUGAACCCCAGCCUGUCUGUGCAUAGGACCUCGUCCUCGGCUGUGGAACGCCAACGAGAAUAUCUUCUCGACAUGAUCCCCUCCAGAUCCAUCUCCCAAACGGCAAACACAUGGAAAUAAAGCCCCCCCGCCCCCCCCCCCCCCCCCC